Molecule: messenger RNA, 3606 nt
Organism: Ctenopharyngodon idella (grass carp)
Lineage: Eukaryota; Metazoa; Chordata; Actinopteri; Cypriniformes; Xenocyprididae
Product: gastrula zinc finger protein XlCGF8.2DB-like
Exons: 3
Coding region: 199-1269 (356 amino acids)
Biological process (GO): regulation of transcription by RNA polymerase II
Cellular component (GO): nucleus
Molecular function (GO): RNA polymerase II transcription regulatory region sequence-specific DNA binding; DNA-binding transcription factor activity, RNA polymerase II-specific
Source: RefSeq, a predicted model, not a curated record
GAGAAGUGAGCGAGGGAAGGGAACGUAAACAUGUCAAGUGGGACACAGCCGUUCAUUCUGCUCUAAACCUGCUGUUUUUCAGACUGAGUACAUUCAUUUUAUCAUUUAUUAGGAGAAAUCUAAAUCCAAACUACCAAACGAGAGAAGUAAUACGCAGGACGAGCUACUCCAGGAGAAACUACUGACACUGUUGUAAAGAUGGAGUUUGAUGAACAACCCUGCAGAAUAAAAGAUGAAGAUACAGAGGAACAAAUAGACCCGAUGGAAGUGAAUGAAGACAAAUGGCAUCAUUUCACAAAUGAAGAUGGAAAACUGACAUAUAAAAAUGAAGACAAACAACAUGUGUUUCAAAAACCUCAUCAUUUCAAAACUGAAGAUGGAAAUGCAGUCAUUUUAAAUACUGAAGAGAAUUUCACACAAAAAGAAGCUGGAAAAUCUGGAGUCAAAGUAUUUUUCACCUGCUCAGAGUGUGGAAUGUUUUACAUGCGUAAAUCAGACCUUAAGAGACACAUGAGAAUUCACACUGGAGAAAAUCUGUUCACAUGCAUUCAGUGUGGAAAGAGUUACAUUCAAAAAGGACACCUAAAGGUGCACAUGAGAAUUCACACUGGAGAAAAACCGUUCACAUGCACUCAGUGUGAAAAGAGUUUCAUAUCCAAAAGCUCUCUCACCACUCACCUGCGUCGUCACUCUGGAGUGAGAUCGUUCAGCUGUGAUCAGUGUGAUAAAACAUUUGUUUUGGCAUCAGACUUAAAUACACACCUUAAAAUUCAUACUGGUGUAAAGCCUCACUUUUGUUCUUUUUGUGGAAAGUGUUUUACACGGCUGCAAAAUUUAAAAGAGCAUGAGCGUGUACAUACUGGUGUGAAACCUUAUUGGUGCAUUGACUGUGGGAAGAACUUUACUACAUCCGGCCACUUAAAAUCACACCAGAGAAUUCAUACUGGAGAGAAAUCGUUCAAGUGCUCACACUGUGGGAAGACCUUCACUAGAUCGAGCGACUUAAGAUCACACCAGAGAAUUCAUACUGGAGAGAAACCUUACAAGUGCUCACACUGUGGAAAGAGUUUCACGCGGUCAGAUUCCUUGAAAUCUCAUGAGAGAGUUCAUACUGGAGAGAAGCCGCACCAGUGCUCCUCAUGUGGGAGGAGUUUCACCCAAUUAUCUAGUCUACAGACUCAUAAGAAAAAACGUUGCCCAAAGAUGUCUAAUGAGCAAAUGUUCAUGUUCAGAUCAUCACUUAAAAAUAAUACACUUACAAGUCAAUAAUUUGACAUUCAGAUCAGUCAAAAGCUGGAUAAUUUGCUCAAAUUAGUUGUGAAGGUUGAAUUUUUUUGACAAGGGGAACCUUUGGGGAAGGUCAAAAUAAUACUUCAGAAUAUACAACCCGAAUUCCAGAAAAGUUGGGACGUGUUUUAAAUUUGAAUAAAAUGAAAACUAAAAGACUUUCAAAUCACAUGAGCCAAUAUUUUAUUCACAAUAGAACAUAGAUAACAUAAAUGUUUAAACUGAGAAAUUUUGCAAUUUUUUGCACAAAAUGAGCAAACCUGCUACAGGUCUCAAAAUAGUUGGGACGGGGGCAUGUUUACCAUGGUGUAGCUUCUCCUCUUCUUUUCGAAAAAAUUUGAAGAUGUCUGGGCAUCAAGGUAAUGAGUUUCUGGAGUUUUGGUGUUGGAAUUUGGUCCCAUUCUUGCUGAUAAAGGUUUCCAGGUGCUCCAAAUGUUCUCUAUAGGUGAAAGAUCUGGACUGCAGGCAGGCCAAUUCAGCACCCGGACUCUUCUAUGAAGAAGCCAUGCUGUUGUAAUAGCUGCAGUAUGUGGCUUUGCAUUGUCCUGCUGAAAUACACAAGGCCUUCCCUGAAAUAGAAGCAUCUGGAAACCUUUAUAUACCUUUCAGCAUUCAUAGUGCCUUCCAAAACAUGCAAGCUGCCCAUACCGUAUGCACUUAUGCACCCCCAUACCAUCAGAGAUGCUGGCUUUUGAACUGAACGCUGAUAACACGUUGGAAGGUCUUCUUCUUUAGCCCGGAGGACACGGCGUCCGUGAUUUCCAACAAGAAUGUCAAAUUUGGACUCGUUUGACCAUAGAACACUUUUCCACUUUGAAACAGUCCAUUUUAAAUGAGCCUUGGCCCACAGGACACGACGGUGCUUCUGGACCAUGUUCACAUAUGGCUUCCUUUUUGCAUGAUAGAGCUUUAGUUGGCAUCUGCAGAUGGCACGGCGGAUUGUGUUUUACGACACUGGUUUCUGGAAGUAUUCCUGGGCCCAUUUAGUAAUGUCAUUGACACAAUCAUGCCGAUGAGUGAUGCAGUGUCGUCUGAGGGCCCGAAGACCACGGGCAUCCAAUAAAGGUCUUCGGCCUUGUCCCUUACGCACAGAGAUUUCUCCAGUUUCUCUGAAUCUUUUGAUGAUGUUAUGCACUGUAGAUUAUGAGAUUUACAAUUUGACGUUGAGGAACAUUGUUUUUAAAGUAUUCCACAAUCUUUUUUAUGCACUCUUUCACAGAUUGGAGAGCCUCUGCCCAUCUUUACUUCUGGGAGACUCUGCCUCUCUAAGACAUCCCUUUUAUAGCUAAUUCUGUUACAGACCUGAUAUCAAUUAACUUAAUUAGUUGCUAGAUGUUCUCCCAGCUGAAUUUGAUGCCUGUAGCAGGCAUCAAAUUUGAAAUGAGCUCAUUUAGUGGAUAAAAGUGUAAAAUUUCUCCAUUUAAACAUUUGUUAUGUUAUCUAUGUUCUAUUGUGAAUAAAAUAUUAGCUCAUGUGAUUUGAAAGUCUUUUAGUUUUCAUUUUAUUCAAAUUUAAAAAACGUCCCAACUUUUCCGGAAUUCGGGUUGUAUGAGGCAUUUGGAUAAAAUGGCAACAAGUCUAUUAAAUCAUAAUCUAUAUUUCAAACAACUUGUUUUAGGUGUUUAGACAUGAUGCAUUAAGAUAUUGAAGACUUUUGUGUUGAAAAAAAAAGAUUCUAUUAAAAUUGCAGACAAACAGCAAAUGCUUAACAGCUUUAAUAGUCAUUUUAUUGCAUCUGGGUCUACAUUUCAAAUAAAUAAUUAUACAAAUUUUAAUUCGUAAUUUCUGGAUGCAGAAUGCCAUCUAUGGACUGGAGAGUUUGCUUUUGAACAAAUAAUCUCUUCUGAUGUCUGCUCUGCUCUGAAAGAUCACGCCUGUCAGCUGGAGUGCCGAUAGCCACCAGAGUGCACUCCUCCUUUCUCCUUGAUCAUGAAAUACAUUUCCCGUAACACAUUGGGCCUCAUUUAUCAAUCUAAUGGAGAAAAGAGCGUAGAAAUCAUCUUACGACAGGGUUCACGUGUGAUUCAUCAAACAUUUGUAUGCGGCUCAAAACAAUUGUCAUUUGAAUAUCACACCCCCUAAAAAUUCAUGAGCUGUGUUCAAAAUCGCACCCUAUACCCUCAUUCACUAUUUCCUACAUUACUCCACUAAUAUAGUCCACUUGAAGGAGUAAAUGAAAAUAAGUGAGUGAAUUCGGACACUGAGUGUGCUUACUGUUUAAUAAUCAUUUGAAACUCUAGUAGUAAUGCAAAUAUUUAUCUUGAACUCUGUCAUGGAAACUAGCAUGUAUAAACCUUAAUUAAACAAUUUAAUAAUCAA